AAGUUAAACAAUAAAUAUGGCGGAAGAAGUUCUCUUUACAAGCCCAAGUCCUGGAUUUAAUACCGUAAACCAAGAGCCAGGAAAAUUAAAUUUAGCACUUUUAAGAGGAAAAGUUAAAAAUUACAUAGAAAAGCAUCAUUAUGAUUCUGCAAUGUUCUGGGCUGAUAAACUCGUUACACUUACAAAUGAGAAUGUGGAAGAUGUAUAUUGGUAUGCACAGACGUUAUAUUUGACAGGACAGUAUCACAGAGCUUCACAUUUACUGAGGAGUAGAAAACUUGAUCAGUCUUAUUCAGCAUGUAGAUAUUUAGCUGCUAAAUGUCAUUAUGAAUGUAAAGAUUACCAAGAAGCGUUGGAUAUAUUAGAUGGUGCCGAUAACGAAUGGGAAGAAUUAUACAAUGAUACGUCACAAGUUCAGUCCAAUCUCAACGAAAGUUACGAAGAUCUUGAUGCCAAUUUUCCUGUUAAAGAUAUGGAGAAUUCACUGUUGUUAUUACGAGGGAAAGUAUACGAGGCUAUGGAUAAUCGUAGUUUAGCUAUAGAAUGUUAUCAAGAAGCGUUAUUACACGAUGUUUAUUGUUACGAGGCGUUAGAUCUUCUAGUCAAUCAUCAUAUGUUAACAGCUGAAGAAGAAAUAGAAUUAAUGGAAAGUCUGCCGUUUACUGUUCAAUGUCCUGAAGAAGAAAUAGAAUUAGUCAAAUUUUUAUAUGAAGAUCGCUUAAAAAAAUAUAAUGGACCAGUGAAGACAGCUAUACCUACAAAUGUGACAGGUUUAGAUAAAAACCUAGAUACAGUGGUUAAUAAAGCUGAACGUCAUUAUUAUAACUGUAAUUUUAGUGAAUGUUAUAGACUCACUUUAGAAGUUUUAUCGCAGGAUCCAUAUAAUUUAAAAUGUUUACCUCUUCAUGUAGCAGUUUUAACAGAACUCAAAAAAAUUAAUGCUUUAUUUUAUUUAGCUCAUAAACUUGUAGAAUUUUAUCCCAACAGGCCAAUAUCAUGGUUUGCUGUUGGAUGUUAUUAUUUAUUAAAUGAAAUGAGUAAUCCAGCCCGUAUAUAUUUAAGUAAAGCUACAACAUUGGAUAAAGCGUACGGUCCAGCUUGGUUAGCAUACGGUCACAGUUUCGCGGCUAAAAGUGAACAUGAUCAGGCAAUGGCGGCUUAUUUUACUGCUUCACAAAUAAUGAGAGGAUGUCAUUUACCAGCGUUAUAUAUUGGUUUAGAAUAUGGUUUAACAAACAACGCUAAAUUAGCCGAGAAAUUCUUUAAUGAAGCUUUGAGUAUAGCACCUAACGAUCCGUUUGUAUUACAUGAGAUGGGUGUUAUAGCUUUUCAAAGUCAAAAUUAUUCCGAAGCUGAGAAAAGUUUCCUUGCUGCAUUAGAACUGGUGAAAAAAGUUGAUGAAAAAAUCAUUCCAGAUAAAUGGGAACCAUUGAUAUCAAACUUAGGACAUGUUAGUAGAAAACUGAAGAAAUAUGAUGUAGCCUUGGAUUAUCACAGAAAAGCUCAGUGUAUAAACCCUAAUAAUCCUUCUAUCUACUCAGAUAUUGGAUUUGUUUAUGCAUUAAAGGGAGAUAAUUAUAAAGCUGUUGACUAUUUUCAUAAGGCUCUUGGUAUUCGAAGAGAUGACGCUUUCUCGACAACAAUGUUAUCGAAUGUGAUGGAAGCUCUUAUGUUAGAAACAGUUCCGAAUCUAGGUGAUGAUGAUGAAGUUCCUGAGUUCCCUCCCCCUACUCCUAAAUUUAUUACACCUGCUCCAACAACAAAGCUGGAUGUAUUUAGUGAUACAAUGUCGCCAGUUCCACCUGCUGAUACAACCAGUCAAUCAACUGAUCUCAAUAACUCAGACAUGGCUAUAGAAGAAAUAGAGAUGGAUUCAAGUAAUUGAUCAUUAGUUAUCUCCCUUAUUGUAAACAGAGAGAAGAGGACUAAAUCUAUUUGUUAAGGCCAGCUCAAUUUUUGUCAAGGUCCCUGAGAUGUAAAUAAGGUUAGGGCACGUGAUUGUUGGCGAGAUUGUAUGUUACGGAUAGGAUAAGCAUUGGGGCUAGGUCAUGUUUACAUCUCGUGACCUAUGAUGAAAAAUUGAGUUGGCCUUAUCUUUUAGUACUAACCCAGAGAAGAGGUGAAAAGAAAGGCUGUUAUUCAACCGUUUCAUUCAUAAAAACAUUGUGGACUUUACAAAAUCUAUUGGACAAAUUUACAAUUGAGUGACAGGCCCCUGCUGUCUGUUACUGUUGUUAUAGUGUGGUACCAAUAGAAUGAAGACAUUAUGAAACAAGGUGAACACAUUAGCUGUGUAUUUUGGUAUAGAUAUCCUAUGCUUUUAUACCUUAUAUUAUCGUGAAUACUCCAUUAUCUUUGUAAGAUUGAGAGAAUUGAAUUCAGAACCGAGCAUAAUGUUUAAAGACUCUUCACAAUGAAAACUAUUUGUUUGAAAGGACGAGCGUUUAUAUUUAGUCGUAGACAAGUGACUAUGACUUGUAUGAGCUGUGUGGUGGAAUGUUGGACGUUAAAUUAUGUGAAAGUCAACGUAAAACAUGGUGUUCCAAGAAAACGUCUCUUUAACUAAAGAAAUAAACUAGGAAGUGUGUUAUUCUCGAUCAAUCUGAUUACAAUACAGAUCUAUAUUUCUUUUCGUUUUUUUAUACUUUCGAUGGCCUACACUACAUGAACAUCUGACAAGUUAUAGCGAUAGGUCACGUCAGGGGUCAAAAGACCGACUUUCGACCUAUGACGUCAGACAUUUGAUUAACCAAUCAGCCUUGAUGUUACUAGUGGAUUACCCACAGUUCCGGGCAAAAAAGGUCAAACACUCGAUUCGACAGACCAUUUGAUUGGCUGACCCCUCAUUUCAAGCAGAACACGAGUUAAAUAACAAGUCUUCCAUAUCCAAGUGUAGUAAAUACAAGUAAAACGAAAUUUUGAACUAUAAAAAAACUAAAACCAAGGAUCUGUGUUGUAACCAGAUUGAUUCAAUAUAAAAUCAUGACCAAUUCUUUAUGGAUACAAAAAUGAACAAUAAUUUUUUGCACAUUUGCUUCUUAUUGUUUAAUGUAAAAAUCUACAAACGAAUUAUUAAUAAUUCUGUAAAGAUUUUGAAAUGAGAAAUAAUAUUUUGUAGAGUAUUGAUUUGAUUAUGAUUGAUAUAAAUUGGUAUUUUGUUUGUCUGUAAAUGAAUUAUUUACCACUGUUCCAUUCUACUAAUCUUGAGAUUCAAGUCAGAAACAAAACUAAAAAAAAAAAAAAUGGAAUGGAAAAUAAAAUUGUGUCUCUCCUGCCCAGUCUGAUUAUAAUACAAAUCUACAUUUUGUUUCAUUCUUUGUGGCUGUACAAAGUUGAAUAAAAACAUGUGAUCAUUCGGACAAAUAGUACCUGGAGAUAAUUUGGCAAUUUGGGGUAAUCGCAAUCUGAUUAAAAUACACAUCUAUAUUUCGUUUCGUUUUUUUUAUUCUUUCAAUGGCCUCUACUACAUGUAUGUAGAUCUGACCGGUUGUAGUGGGAGCUCAUGAUUGGCUUUUGACCCUAUGAUGUCGGACAUUUGAUUAAAGAUACAUUAUGGGAGAUUUUUUAUAGAGAGUUGGCCAUUCUUGCUAUAACAGUUCAAAACUAGAUGAUGAAAGAAGAAUAUAUUGAAAAAUUCAGUCAAAUUACUUUAUUCUGAACAUAGUUAUCAUCAUUGUAAUAUUUGCCUAGAAAUGGUAGCGAAAUGUGUCUUCACCUUCGCCGAUCGUUUGAUUGUCAGGUGUUAACUCCACCUACAUAUCUCGAUUAUCAAGUUAAGUUUCCAAUGGCAUACGGAAACGCUUUACAGCGGCCUCGCUAAGUACACUCUAUCAUUUAGCCUCGAUCUAACUGACGUAUUUUCAUCAGGUUACCCCUUAUUUGAUUUAAUCAAUUAGUGAAAUCCUAUUUAAAUCCGAGCUGUAGUCGAGCCAUCCGUGGGUCAACAGAGUUGAUUUUGGUCUUGUUGUUUAAAUAAAGAUCUAAUUUAUAAUUUCUAUAACAUCUGAAGCCUAAAUUAAUACUUGCAAUAAUCAGAUUUAGCUCUUGCAUAAUGCACGUUUAAUCAAUCGACAUUGCCGUUUCUAGUGGGUUACCCACAGUUCCGUACACCUUACGUCAAAAACUCGCCAUAACAGACCAAUUCAUUGGCUAAUCUCUCACAUCAUCCAGAACGAGGGUUAUAUAACAACUCUUCCAGAUCCUAGUGUAGUAAAGACAAGGAAAACGAAAUUUUGAACUAUAAAAAUACGAAAACGAAAUAGGAUCUGUGUUUUAAUUAGAUUCUCUCUUACCAAGCACCCUUGUUUUGUUUCAUGUUUGUUAUUUGAAUAUUAUUUUUUUGUUUUGUUAUGAGAAAAAUCCUACACAUAUGUAAUAUAUAUGUAAAAUAGGUGCUGUGUACUUGAAUAAAUGUCAAUAAACCUUUUCAUCAU
This is a messenger RNA of Patella vulgata (common limpet), 4433 nucleotides long. Its product is annotated as cell division cycle protein 16 homolog. Gene Ontology annotation, molecular function: protein binding. The transcript is spliced from 18 exons. The record is from RefSeq and is a predicted model, not a curated record. Bases 17 to 1885 code for a protein of 622 amino acids. Gene Ontology annotation, biological process: cell division. NCBI's taxonomy places the organism in Eukaryota, Metazoa, Mollusca, Gastropoda, Patellidae.